AAGUAUAAAUCGAAAGACCCGGAAACGUCGGAACCUAAUAUGUAAAAUGCACUUUGAAAGUCGCUCAGUGAAAAUGCGCCUCCUCGUAGCGCCUUUACUUACGCUCGGUAUGCUUUGCCUCACGGAAUGUGCCGGUUGGAGAUCAGAAGGACCUUAUAAAAUAUCAUACGGCACCAUAGAUCGAUAUGGACGGACGUGGUCGACGCCGCAAGAAUGUGCUAGGUCCUGCCAGGACGACGAAAGCCCACGUAAUUGUUAUUAUCAAUUCACCAUAGAAUAUUAUACAACAAUGAACAGCGCCUGCCAAUUGUGUCAACCAAACGCAACGAAUCAAUUAGUCAGUCCGCCGCUGUGUCAAUGCGUGCAGGCUGACGGAUACGAACGUACCAUUUUAUCCAUAAAUAGAAUGUUGCCAGGUCCAAGUAUACAGGUGUGCCUGUACGAUAACGUGGUGAUUGACGUAAAUAACAAAAUGGAUGGAACCGAAGUAUCGUUGCAUUGGCAUGGUCUUUUUCAAAAUGGUUAUCAGUACUAUGACGGUGUACCAUACGUCACGCAGUGUCCAAUAACACAUAGGACGACUUUUAGAUAUCGAUUUGUGGCGAAAAAUUCAGGAACGCAUUUUUAUCAUUCUCACAUUGCAACGCAGAAAAUCGAUGGCCAAUAUGGAAGUUUAGUCGUAAGGGAUACACCAAGUAACGAUCCUCAUUAUCAUUUGUACGAUGAAGAUCUUCCUACACAUGUAAUUGUUAUCAGUGACUACAUGCAUGAAUUGUCACUCGAACGUUAUCCUGGGCUGAUGACCAGAGACAUUGGUCAGUCAGCUGAUAACUUUUUAAUUAAUGGAAAAGGAAAGUGGUUUGAUCGAAAUGCUAAAAAUAUCACAAGUACUCCGUAUGCAGUCUUUGACGUUCAACGUGGAAAGAGAUACAGAUUUCGUGUUAUCAAUUCUUUCUGUACUGUUUGCAUAUCGCAAUUUAGCAUUGAAAAACAUCCGAUGCUAUUCAUCGCCCAGGAUGGGGAAUCUGUGAGUCCCAGAACAGUAAAUGUAUUUACAUCAGCAUCCGGCGAACGUUUUGAUUUUGUACUAACCGCCAAUCAGACUGUGGGAACUUAUUGGAUUAAAUUAAAAGGACUUGGUGAAUGCGCUGAUAACGAAGUACUGCAAUUAGCUAUAUUGAGGUACAACGGUGGUCCAAAAACUCCAACAUCUCCUCGACCAUCGUAUAAUGAUGCCGUAUCCAUGGGAGUGGAAUACAAUAACAUGAAAUUCGUGUGCGAUGGGACCAAAUCGAAUACUCUAUGUCCAAAUGAAGUACAGUCAGCGACUGAAGUGGAUCCUGCUUUCCUUGUUCCAGAUCCAGAUUAUCGUUUUGUAUUGCCAUUUUGGUUUCAUGAUUAUUCAAAUGAACUGGACGUCUUAUUUAAGCCGGAUACCUAUGGUAAUUUCAUGGUCGCCAAUGACCAAACAAAGUUGCUCGCUUUGGUCAAUAAUAUUUCACAUCAAACUUUGCCGUAUCCACCGCUCUCCCAGGGUGCGAAUCCGCAGGAUACGUGUAAUGCAUUUCGUAUGCCUCCUAAUUGCACAACCCCGUGCAGAUGCACGCACGUUUUGGACGUUAAGUUAGGAGCAGUGGUCGAGGUCAUGGUAUAUGACGCUCGUUCUCUUGCGCUGGUUCAUCCGUUCCAUUUGCACGGUUACUCGUUCCGUGUUUUCAAAAUGGGUAGAAAACCCGAAGGCACUAAUUUCACCAGGAGUGACGUCCACGCUGUUCUUAGGGAACAUUACAACACUCUAUGGAACGGUGGAUAUACUGCACCCCCUGGUAAAGAUACGAUAAUAAUACCGCAAGGGGGUUACGUCAUUUUUCGUUUCUUGACUGAUAAUCCAGGGUGGUGGCUGUUUCACUGUCACUUUGUCAUCCAUACGAUGGUCGGAAUGGAAUUAAUUUUUCAUGUUGGAGAUCAAUACGAUUUACCACCGGUGCCCAACAAUUUUCCUAGAUGUGGCAAUUAUCUACCUGAACCGUUUGAACGGAGAAAAUUUUACACAAAUUAUAUGAUGCGUUUCACUUAUCAUUUAAUCACCAUGAAACUUCCUGUUGCAUUACUAGUUAUUUCAACUCUUGUGCGUGUUUCCGGUAAAAGGGUGAGCCAACGGGCUUUUGAAGAUCUUCAGAAUCACGAUAUUUCAUACGGCAAAUCCAAUGAUACGUAUAUCGUAUUUUCAACGCCCCAAGAAUGUAACAGGAAAUGCAUCGCGAACGCAGCGCCGCUUACUUGUUACUAUCACUUCACCCUUGAAUUCUACCCGACAAUGAACAGAGCCUGUGAUACGUGUAAACCAAACAAUACAAAUCCACUGGUUCACCCACCGCAGUGUCAGUGCAUAGAAGCAGAUGGUUACGAACGUACUGUAUUGAGUAUUAAUAGAAUGUUACCUGGUCCAAGUAUUCAGAUUUGCCAAUACGACAGAGUAGUAGUGGACGUGCAAAAUAAUAUACCUGGAUUGGAGGUAACAAUACAUUGGCAUGGUACUUUUCAAAAAGGUACUCAGUACUAUGACGGCGUACCAUUUGUAACGCAGUGUCCUAUUCAUUCAGGAAAUACAUUUAGAUAUCAAUUUACUGCCAUAAAUUACGGAACGCUUUUUUAUCAUUCCCAUUCGGCUUUGCAAAAACUAGAUGGUCAAUACGGUAGCUUCAUCGUAAGACAGCCAGCCAGUGUAGAUCCUCAUUCUCAUCUGUACGACGAGGAUCUUCCGACUCACGUGCUACUCCUGAGUGAUUUUUUACAUGAAAUGUCAGAGGAACGAUUUCCUGGACGUACCACUCGAUCACCUGGUCAGAUACCUGACAGUCUUCUUAUCAAUGGAAAAGGUCGUUGGACGGAUCCAAAUACUAAUCAAACGACUACGAGCCAACGAGAAAUUUAUCACGUGAAACAAGGAAAGAAAUAUCGAUUUAGAACAAUCUCCGCUUACAGCACGUCCUGUAUAGUUGAACUUACUGUCCAAAAUCACUCGUUACUGUUAAUUGCUCAAGACGGAGAUCCGGUUGUAGAAAAAUAUGUAAAUACAAUAACAUUAGGCUCCGGCGAACGUGCAGACUUUAUCUUGCAUGCGAAUCAGACAAUUGAUUCUUAUUGGAUUCAGACAAGAGCAGUAGGUCCGUGUCUAAAUUUAGUACCCAGUCAGUCCGCUAUUAUCCAAUAUGAGGGCGCGUCGGAUACGCCCAGUACUAACGAACCUACAAACAGUAUUGGACUACCUAGAGGAAUUGUGUACAACGACUUGAGUUUUCGCUGCGACAGGAUACAUAAUGACACAAUUUGUGUCAAUCAAUUUGCAGGAAGACUAAAACUCGAUUCAGCAUUAUUGCAAGUCAAGCCGGAUUAUCGUUUUGUACUGCCAGUUGGCUUUCAUUCUUAUGCAGGUCAGAAUGAUGUUCUCUAUCAGCCAGGAACUUAUCGCCGUUACAUAAUACCUGGAGGUGGAGUAGGUGUUGUCAGUAUCAUCAAUAAUAUCAGCAAUGUAUUUCCACCGAGUCCGCCACUCUCUCAGGGUAUUUCAGAAUCUUGCAAUGGAGAUAAUCUUCCUCGUAAUUGUACGACACCCUGUGAAUGCACUCAUGUAUUACAGGUUAAACGACAUUCAGUUGUCGAGGUUAUGUUAUACGAUAUAUCUGGAUUUGGACUCUAUCAUCCGUUUCAUCUUCACGGAUAUGAUUUCUACGUUUUCGAUAUGGGAAAUUUCACGAGUAACGAUACGGAGGGCAAUGUAAAGUCGAUACUAGCGAAUCACGAAAAUAAACUUCGUCAUAGGAGAUACAAGAAUCCUCCAGGAAAAGAUACAGUUUUGUUACCCAGCGGAGGUUACGUCAUAUUACGUUUCAAGGCUGACAAUCCAGGCUGGUGGCUUUUCCAUUGUCAUAUAGUUUUUCACAUGAUUGUAGGAAUGGAGCUGAUUUUCCACGUUGGAAAUGAUUAUGUUGAUCUUCCACCUGUUCCACCUUUCUUCCCACGCUGUUACAAUUUUAAGCCAAAACCUUUUUCUGACUUAGAUCCGUUUUUUAUCUAACAAUCACCAAAUAAUAUUGGGUGAUUAUUAAAUUCUUGUUACGCAAAUAUUAUCAAAAUUCUCCCGAAGGAGCAUAGAGUGAUUGACUUUCGGUAAUUUUUUAGCAGAGAAACUACAAUCUUACCAAUGGAAUAUACGUACCCCGUGAACGUCUUUACUUAAAUCUUAUUACUUUGGUACGUGAUUGGUUCAUUGUUAGUAAAGCUUUCAAAUAAUAUUGAAAACAUUUGGGAAAAUUUUGGUGAUAAAAAUUCACAAAAGCAUCGACGUUUUUGUUUUCGUUACAUUCAACUUAACAUUGAUUAACGUCAAGAAUCCUAUUAAUUCUUUGUCAGAUUUAGACUUCUAUCAGAAUGGGACCUAUUUAAACUUUAAAAAUUCGAUCACAACGAAUCCACGAAGGACGAUUGAACGCAAUGCUUAGUCAAUUUUUUUAAGUAUUAUUAAAAUAUUACCCGGUCCACGUAUACAGGUAUAAGUUAUAAGUAAUAAAAUAAUUAAUAAAUUAAAUAAAUGUGUAAAUGUAUAAAUAAAUAUGUGAUAUGUA
Molecule: messenger RNA, 4625 nt
Organism: Cephus cinctus (wheat stem sawfly)
Lineage: Eukaryota; Metazoa; Arthropoda; Insecta; Hymenoptera; Cephidae
Exons: 22
Coding region: 47-4078 (1343 amino acids)
Biological process (GO): iron ion transport
Cellular component (GO): plasma membrane
Molecular function (GO): copper ion binding; oxidoreductase activity
Source: RefSeq, a predicted model, not a curated record